This is a messenger RNA of Debaryomyces hansenii CBS767, 1560 nucleotides long. It is a transcript of the gene ZCF18, whose product is annotated as Zcf18p. The record is from RefSeq and is a predicted model, not a curated record. The transcript has 2 exons. Bases 1 to 1560 code for a protein of 519 amino acids. Gene Ontology annotation, biological process: regulation of transcription by RNA polymerase II. Gene Ontology annotation, molecular function: DNA-binding transcription activator activity, RNA polymerase II-specific; zinc ion binding. Lineage: Eukaryota; Fungi; Ascomycota; Pichiomycetes; Serinales; Debaryomycetaceae.
AUGACAGAGCGAGUAUUGAAAAGUAACUUAGACUCGAGCAUAAGUCCUUAUAAUCGGUACGGUGGAGUGAAUAGAACGAAGGUAGCAAAGAAUGCACCGAAGAAUUUAAAAAAGAAUGGAACACUCAGGGGAAAAAAGCGAUCAAAGAAUGGUUGCCUCAGUUGCAAGAAACUUCGAAUCAAAUGUGAUGAGAGUAAGCCGAGAUGUGAAUAUUGUGUUCAUACAAGUCGGGAGUGUGUAUAUCCUGUGGAGGAGGUAGCGAGAAUAGAAGAUGGAUCCAAGGAUACGAUAGAUAUAAAUGGCACAAUAAAUACGAAGGAUACGAGGUUGGAAACGGUGCAAACGAAAUGGCAGAUGGUAGAAGAGGAACAGGAUCCAGCCAAGACAUUUGGAGGGCUUACAUGUGAACUUAUGUUGAAUUCGUCUACCAAAUUGUUGAAUAUAUCGACAUUUGAAUUGAGGUUGUUGAACUUCUUCAACGCCUAUUGUAUACCGUUAAUUUCGUUUGGAGUCAACAUGAGGGCGGACAGAACCUGGCGUACACAGGUGCCCAAGUUGUUCUUGCAGUCCGACUUGGUACGCCAGUCCAUCUUUCUGUUCAGUAGCAUUAAUUUAUGGCCAUUGUGUGAUUUUGAAAAGCUUAUAGAUGUUGACACGGACCACGCUGUGCGGAGGGACAUGGAGCGAAUGGGCAACGUAGUGAACUAUAAAUUGCUCACAGAAAGUUUGAGUUUGGAAAAACCAGAGCAGGACCCUAGUAAUAAUCUAUUUCUUAAAACGAGCAAAUAUUUCAUGAAUACUCUCAAGCAUACGGGAAACAUCAUUGAUAGAACCACUACUGAUGUUGAACCUGAAAUAGAUGAAAUAACGGCGUCGGAACUACUGGUUUCUGGAAUCUUAAUUUUUUCAUUUUUGGGUAUUCAUCCACAUAGACUUGUGCCGUUGGUGUCAUUUGACCACGAAAUUGAAACUGACUUUCUUUCGAUCGUAAGAGGUGUCAGGAAUGCGAUCAAAGUCAGUUACAAAGCAUUGGCAACUUCUGAUUAUUUUGGUAUUUUACCGUUGAUUAAUAGUUCAAUCGAGUCAAAUCCGAUAACGAGAUCAUUGCGGAGCCAACUCUCUGAAUAUUACGAUGACCAAGUGAAGACGUCAAUAACGAGCGAUAACUUUGCUACGCUACAGAAUUCUAUAGCAAGUUUGGAAUUGCAUAUGUCUAAAACGAUUUUUUUGAAUUAUCCAGUGCCAUUGUUUGCUUGGAUUCUUUUGAUUCCAGACGAUCUUCAUGAAUUGAUCAGGGCAAAGCACUUCUUUGCGUUGAGGAUGCUUUAUGUUUUUGCUUGUUUAUGCUGCGUAACAAAAUUUCAACUAUAUGACAGUAAAAAUAUUUGGAAUGAUUAUAUUUUCUGGUUCAAAGAUUAUAACUUCCAAUGUUUUAAUGGAACCUGGAAUUCUGAAUUCGAUGAAAAACUAUAUCGUGUCAUCUUUGAACGAAAAUUCAGGAUUCCAAACAACUCAUUCCAUUUAUUAGGAAAGUUUGAUCCUAAUUCAUUUUUCGAGUAA